Messenger RNA from Huiozyma naganishii CBS 8797, 2079 nucleotides. It is a transcript of the gene SST2, whose product is annotated as GTPase-activating protein SST2. The transcript has a single exon. Gene Ontology annotation, biological process: intracellular signal transduction. NCBI's taxonomy places the organism in Eukaryota, Fungi, Ascomycota, Saccharomycetes, Saccharomycetales, Saccharomycetaceae. Bases 1 to 2079 code for a protein of 692 amino acids. The record is from RefSeq and is a predicted model, not a curated record.
AUGUCAAAUACGAGAAUUCAGAGCCAAACAAUGCACGAAAUUUCUUCUGAUAGUUUAAGAAGGACACCAAACGGGUUAUUAUUUACUGAGGAUUUGAAGUGUGUUUACUCGGUCUUCCUAAUAUGUAUGAAUUUAAAGCAAGAUACAUUUCCUCAAAAACCUAGCUUCUUUGCAAUCCACAAACCUCAUCCUUUCUCAUUUUUAGUAUCAGAUGCAUUGGCGAAAAUGCAGAAACUUGAAAUUAGUGCUAGCAAGAAUACAAUUUGCUUAGAUGUGUCAUAUCAUAUCAAAGAAGGCUUAGGACGACGUUUAAUAGCGGCAUUUAUGGAUGCGAAGUUAUUGCACAGCCCGACGGAUAGAACAAGAAGUGAACCCAAAGAGAAAGUUUUGCUCCAACCAACCCCUAAGGGAGUUGCGAUAUUAACUAGAUACGCCAAAGACAUUGGAUUAAAAAAGAUACCUGACAUCAUGUUGUCAUCACUGAAUUCAAUGGAGCUGUUCGCAUUUGAGAGAAGCUCUAUAACAGACUCAUUGAUCCAUAGUGAUAAACUUUUACACAUUUUGCUAGUGAAGUUGCUGGGUAAAGCACCUAACUUUUGGACCCCCAUAAAUGAGAAUGAUCGCCUACCACCACUAUCGAAACUGUUGGAAUGCAAUACAGAUAUAUUUACUUUUGAAAAUAAUAACAGCUACCUGUAUAAGGAAAAAGAUGUGUCCGGUACGCCCGAUAGUCUCGAAACCUCGUGGCUGGACCAGAUAUCAAGUAAAGACUUGAGUGACGAAGAGAGAAUUUCCCCAUUAUCCCACAAAUACUUUACCAAUCCGGAUUCGGAUUCCCAUAUCCAGUACUACGCAUCGGAUACGGGUAUCAGAUUAUUUCGUUCGAAGCAAUUUAUAGAGCCUAAAUUGGUAGCAGAAUAUACAUUUACCUCUAAGGUACUGUGGCAGUGGCUACUUGACUGCACUGAUAUACUAUACCCGAAAGAAGCAAUUGCGUUGGCAGCUUUAUUCUUGAAAGCAGGUCUUAUCAUUCCAAUAUUUGCCAAGCCAUCCUGCAAUAAGAAAGGUAAAUUUGUUGUCAGCAGGUCUGCCUUUUUUAUAUUGUCGAAACUUGGGUGGGAUCUCGUACAGUGGAAUAAUGAUGCUCGGCCGAAGCAAUUAUUGUCAGACGGUUUAGGUAACGACCGACAAUCGAACUCUUCAAAGGAAACUUCGCUGGAAGACUAUUCCUUGGAGUCAGUUGAAAGCGAAAAGCUUGGUGAAAGUUCUGGGGGGCACAAUUCCAAUAAAUCAACAAAUCCCGAAUGCUUGAAGAAGUUUUUGAAGCUGGAUGAAAUACUGGCAGACCCAGGUCUGCGAUAUCUGUUUAGAAAUCAUUUAGAGAAGGAAUUUUGUGCAGAAAACUUGGACGUAUACAUUGAGAUCAAAAAAUUCUUGAAACGAAUGACUGUUUUAAAGAAGUGUCUAGACUCGAAAUCCAUUAAAAAUGUCCCUUCAAAGCGACCAAGCAACUCCAUUGCAGUAACCAUGGAUGCGGCAUUGGGUAAACAGGCCGAUGAGUGUCUUGAAAUGGCCUCACAUAUUUACUCGACAUAUAUCAUGGUUGGCGCACCUUACCAACUUAAUAUCGAACAUGGUUUUCGCGAGAGUAUAACAGAAAUAAUUCUGCAUCCACGUUCCCCUCUAAAGGAGUCAUUGACUGAGCUGAGUCAAAUUAAGCAUGACAGCAACAUGCACCUACUAGUGAGCAUUGAUACUUUGCCCAGCCCCCCGAAAAGGGCGUAUAUUCCUUCAAAAUCGAAUGAUGGAAAUCUUUCGCGUGUCAAAAAACCCAAUUCGCUUAUUCUACAAGAUACCCGUCCCCCAUUUGACAGCAUCACUAUAGGCAAAACAUAUCCUAAACUAGAGGUAUCGAACAUGAACAAUGACAGUGGUGUCCUGUCGACUUUGAAAAAUUUGUACUCGCUCUACGAGAGCGUUGCCAAUCAAAUGUAUCGUUUGAUGCAGACAAACUCCUUACAAAAAUUUAAUAAUUCAUUGCAGUCGGAAAAUUCAUCCUUGUUCACAGUGUUGCCGUAA